Messenger RNA from Mycena citricolor, 5361 nucleotides. Lineage: Eukaryota; Fungi; Basidiomycota; Agaricomycetes; Agaricales; Mycenaceae. The record is from the annotation of a GenBank genome assembly.
UGAAAAAUGGGUAUGCGAGGAUUCUGGUUCCGGAGCUAAGUCUAUAUAUGGUCCAUCAUAUCAUUUCAUCAAAUUUACAAGUCGUUGGCGAAAAACUGUUCCGGUCAACCUUUUCCGAAAGGGCUGUAACUUGGUUUGAAUUUGAACGCGUUGUCGCGUACCAAUCGUGCCCCUGAUUGGUCCUGAUGGGAUGGGCGCGUCGUGAAAGUUGAAUAGAACGCCUACGGGACCGCACACGUUUGUCGGCCGCAGGCACGCGCACAAUGCGCAUCAGCUACGCCGUUCCUUCUCGAUCUUCUUAUAAACAUGGUUCCUCCUCAGCCCGCUUCUAUCGUGCCAGCACCUGACAGCAGCCGCCCAACAGUAUAGCAUGUUUCCGCAAGCCCAGCUCCUCACGCUCGUCGCCCUGACGGUCGCGGCGCUGAACGCUCGGGCAGCCGUGGUGCACUACCCGCCGAUCCAGAGCAACAUCAACAACCUCACGUUCGUGCUGACCGGCACCGGCGCGCCGGGUAUCUACAAUUCGUCCACGACCCCGGAUGCGCUGUACGGCGAGUACAACUGGUGCAACAUGCCGCAUGUCAGGCCGCGGGAGUACAAGACGCCGAGCAAGGACUACAGCCUCAAAUAUGUCGAGGUUAUCCACAGGCAUCACAAACGGACCCCGUACUCCUCCAACACCUUCUUCAAGGAGGACAUCCCAUGGAACUGCACCGGAGAAGGUCCGGUGGUCUACGGCAAAGGCCCCGGCGGCGUCAGCGCACAGGUGUCGGAGAUCCAAUGGGCCGGCUUCACGGAUGCGCAGAACCCCUUCAUCUCCACCGUCGGCCCCGGUUUCGUCGGCAGCGACUGCCAGCUUCCCCAGAUCACGGAAGGCGGACUGGUCGACAGUCACACGCACGGUGCUGAUCUUCGCGCGGUGUACGGCUCUCGUUUGAAGCUGAAGGAGAAGCUCGACCCGGACGUGGUGAAGGUUCGCGUGACGAACAACGUGAUCACGUCGCAAGUCGCUGGAUCCCUGCUGAAUGCGCUGUUCCCGAGCACAGACAACGUCGCGGUCGAGAUCCAGUCCGGUACGUACGACUCGCUGGAGCCGACGUACUCGUGCCCUACUGCCAACAACGUCAAGAAUGGAUACAUGAACUCCGCGAACUGGACCGGCCACCUGUCCGCCGCGGCUCCACUGUAUGCCAAGCUGGACCAGGUCUCUGGGACGUCGAACCCGGAUAACGGCGGCUGGCACAGCUCGUUCGACCACUACUACGACAACCUGUCCGCGAAGCUGUGCCACCAAAAGACCCUGCCGUGCAGCGUGAACGACACGGCGUCGUGCGUGACGCAGGACGAGGCGGACGAGGUGUUCCGUCUCGGCAACUGGGAGUAUUCCUACCAGUACCGCGACGCACCCGGCACGGCGCAGUACAGCGCGCUGCACUACGGUGCCUGGGUCUUGGAGCUGCAGAGUCAUCUGCAGGGCGUGAUCAGCGGGAAAAGCAAGCUCAGAUACGUCCACAACGUGGCGCACGACGGCUCAGUCUCGUCCCUGCUCGGAUUCCUGCAAAUCGAUAAAAUGGUCUGGCCUGGAAUGGGCUCCGAAGUUGUGUUCGAGCUGUAUGAAAAGCAGAACGCAUACUACCUGCGUGUGCUUUGGGGCGGUCAGCCCAUGGUGACGUCGACUCCACUGGGAACGCUCGACCUCAUUCCCGUGCAGGAGUUCUAUGAUUACGUCCAAUCGAUGGUUGGGACCAGCACCGACCUCUUGGCGAACUGCUUCUCGUAAGCGAAAUGUAUUUAUAUCAUGUACCCGGAUGGAUAUAAUAAGAACAUUCCACCAACGACGAGAGGGCCAAAGUUCAACAAGGAUACAUUGGCGUGGACCAUGUGUGUGUCCAACAUAUGAUGACAUGGACCUUGUAUACGUCCACUACAGCUGGCGCUGUCCCCCGUUCGUGUGCGAGAGGGACAGCGCCACAGUACAUACUGAUACAUACAGAGACUAUGCGUGUGCGUCUCGGGGGCGGGUGGUAGUACAGGAGUGUAACGGGAGCUUACCUCAGAUGGUGCGCUGCACGGAUGCGUGUCAGUCAAAGUCCGCCAUUCCAACGAAAAUACGGACCUUUAUCAAGGACCAUUGGUGGACGACGGUCUUGAUGCGAUCGUUUAGAGCCGUAAUGCACUGAUUGCAAGGUAAAUGCUCUGCCAGUGGGCCGAGGACGCCCUCAAGCGCGCCAGCGGACAUAUCUGCAUCGCUUGUCAGCCGCGGACACAUGCUGAGACUAGCACGUACCUGGCCUAAUGUCCCACACGAUGUAGGCGGGCAAGCGCCCAUGCGCGGUUCAGACCUUUCUGAUCCGAGAAGUCACAGGUCCCGGUGGGCGCAUGGGGAUGAGGUGGUGAAACGAGCAGCCGGCGGAGUGCCUCAAUCCGCCCGUUAUGCAUGAAGAAUAGCCGUUUCAAGUAAAUUGAACCCAUCUGUUCGGCGUCCACGUCCGUUAAUCGGGAUAAGGGAUAUCCCAACAGAUGAGAUGAUGUGGGAGUGGCCAAGUCGAUCAUAUCGUAACGCGCAGCAAGGAUGUACAGCUCCAAGGGGAACAGUGGAGCCUGAGAAAGGAUGAGAGAAAAGAGUGGAGUGGAGGGAAUGAUCUGCGGCAAAAGGUCGGCGAUGACGGUGAGGGUGGAAAACGAAAAUGCUUACAGUGGUUUUGGGGUCAAGUCCAUACCCGAGCAUCGCAUCUGCAGCCUCUACGAGGACUUCAAACGUUGGCGUGUACUGCUCGCACGACAUUCCAUAUAUCGAGUGCAAUAUUACGUUUAGGGCAGGCGACGUGUCGGGCACCUCCACAGUUACGGGCGAAGCGCCAGGCCCCGUGCUCCAGGGGACGCGGCCCGAUAGACGGUGGCAUGAAAGGUCGAGGAGACAUGAAUGGACGUAGAAGUGCACUUUGUCGGGCGUCACCAACACGACAUCGGGUUGUUGGCCCAUCACCUUCGAUGAGGCGGGAUAUACCGCGUCGGGGAAAAAGGUGGUCGAAAUCAGGACACUGGAGGGCUCGAAAUCGAGUUCCUCCAGGCGAGGAGUGGGUUCGUUAGAAGGCUAGGACUUUUGGUUAGACAAAACUGGGUCGACAGAUUAGCGCGCAAAUGAUAGGGACUGACGGGGGGAGAGGGGAGGUAGCCCGACAACGGGGAGUUUUCAGAGUCGAACAGAAACUGAGGGCUUCCAAACAUCUCGGAGUCAUCCCAUGAGGAGUACAUAGGGAGGGAGGGAGGGAGGGCAGAUGGCGGGGGAGUGGAAGGAGUAACGCGCGUUGGUCGUGUUUGUUACACUCCACAUAGGCGCAUUUGAUGACCCUGAACUCCCUGAACGCACCUGACGAGUUCUUUCCUCAUCCACCAACUUGCUCCACUCAACCAGCACGAGUGCGAUGGCGAUGGCGAUCGAUUCCCGAAUCUGAAUGGAAUCACAAAACAGUCACUGAUAGCUCGAGAUGAGGGCCUUCACAAUUCUGUGCUUGAGAAGUUCCUACCGCAAUCGAAGCUUCACGUUGAGCAAACAGAACUAAUCCUUGCUCGGACCUUGAGUUCAAGACACAAGGUGAAUGUCUUGUUAAAUGACUAUGCCGAAUCCCACACUCGGAGGCUACACGGAAGGACGGCAUGAUCAGUACGAAACACCAGAGAGGGAACCGGCGCGACGUGCCACUGAUGCAAGUAGACGGCCCUCCGUACUAAGCACGCUGCCGCGAUGGCGUUUGGCGUGGUGAUCGCCCGUGUGUUCAAUCCGGCGUCAUUCGGGAGGGAGUCGUAUCACGUUUUUGAGCGGGAAUGCCGGUCUUUUUGGCCAAAAUGUUCAGUGCCCCAUCCACGUACAGCGACAGACAUGGUGGUGUGAAUGAAGGAGGAUAAGGGCCAUACCGCCCUGAUAUACGUACUGGGUCCAGACCCGCUACAUCAUCUAUGCGAUCAUUUGUACCUGCACGUGUUGUCACCAUCUCUUUCCUGUGCUUUCAUGAGGGCCUUAUUCUGGCCAAGCGCUCUAUACCUUCUCGUCCGUGUCUCUGGUGCCCCAACCCCAGAUACGGAUGACGCCCCCGCGUCUGCUUUAAGGAUCAAAUCGGAGAAGAGCUGGUUAUGGGGGUGGGCAUGGGGUGCAGAGAGCACAGUUUCCAUCGUGGAUCGUUCACCUAUCAUCUCGUUUGCUUCGCGACCCGCGGCUUUUGGUGCGGAGAUCAAUGACCCCAUUCUCGGAUAUGUUAUUCCACUUUCCUCCUUUACUCGAACAUGCGCUGCCAACUCCACCUUUCUUUCGUCCGCUAACACAGGGUGUCCGUCCCUUUGUGUCGACGGUCCAUAUCGACCCGACCCUUCUGAGACCUGGAUCGCUCUAGUCCAGCGCGGUGGUUGUGAAUUCGUCAAGAAGGUCCGAGAGGCCCAGCGUCUCGGCGCCCAUGCUGUCGUUGUCGGCGGCGAAGACCCGGAGCUCACAGGAUACCCCGACACUCUAGUGAACAUGUACAGUCCCGAAGACGCCUCUGACAUCAAGAUCGCCUCGACCUACAUCAAGUACUCGGACUACGAGCAGCUCUCCUCGCUCAUCGCCGCGUCGAAUACCUCCCACUCGGGUCUGCGCACGCUGUCCCUGCUGAUCACCGCCGAGUACAGCGCGUGGGAAUGGUACUCGCCCAUCAUCACCUUCAUCGUCAUCCUCCUCCUUCCGUCUGUAUUGACGUUCAUCACGCUACUCAUCCACCGGAUACGGGCAGCACGUGCGGCGCAACGGGACCGGGCACCGCAGGACGUGGUCCGGAAUCUGCCAUGGCGGGUCUGGACCGGCAGUGGAUGGGAGAAACACGGCAGCGGGGAGGAUCCGUAUGUAGCCGAGGAACGCUCUGACGCUGCUGCUGUAGGGGCUGCUGCGGCUGCGGCUGCUCCGGUAAGCGACAAUUCCGAGUCGUCGGAAGGGUCGUCUUCCACCCCAGCUGAUCCCAAGCCCUUGGCGCCUUCGGAGCAAACCGCUUCUGAAUCACCGCUUCCAUGGUUCGACACCCAAGUCGAGUGCGCGAUCUGUCUGAGCGAGUUCGAGAAGGGCGACAAAGUGCGCGUGCUGCCCUGUCAUCACAUGUUCCACCUGGCGGAAGUCGACGAAUGGCUCAUCCAACGGAAGAAGCUGUGCCCUGUCUGCAAGGCCGAUGUGACGCAGCCUCCUCCAGAGGCCAAGCUUCCAGGCCAGCUGUUGACGGGGCCGUUGCUGGGCCUUCACGUGCCGGGUCACCUGCAGUCACCGAGCGUACACCCUUGUUAGCUAAUCACGACCAAGACGACGACCCUUUGUAGUAGUUUAUCGAUUAUCUCUUGUAACAU